AUGGCCCUGGGGCCUGUCACCUUGCUUCUCACCUUCCUGUGUGCUGGGAUUCCAGCCUCCCAGAUGGCAGAGACCUGUCCAGAGGUGAAGAUGGUGGGCCUGGAGGGCUCCGACAAGCUCAGCAUUCUCAGAGGCUGCCCGGGGGUGCCCGGAGCCCCAGGGCCCAAGGGAGAGGCAGGCGCCAACGGAGGGAGAGGAGAACGCGGUCCCCCCGGAGUCCCUGGAAAGGCAGGACCACCUGGGCCCAAAGGAGAGCCAGGACAGAAGGGAGUACGCGGAGAGAAAGGAGACCCCUGGGAGCCUCAGGGAUGUCACACAGGACCACGGACCUGCAAGGAGCUGCUCACCCAGGGGAACGCUCUGAGCGGCUGGUACACCAUCUUCCUCCCCGACUGCCGGCACCUGACGGUGCUGUGUGACAUGGACACGGACGGCGGGGGCUGGACCGUUUUCCAGCGGAGGAUGGACGGCUCCGUGGACUUCUAUCAGGACUGGGCCACAUACAAGCGGGGCUUUGGCAGUCAGCUGGGAGAGUUCUGGCUGGGGAACGACAACAUCCACACCCUGACCGCCCAGGGCACUACUGAGCUCCUUGUGGACCUGGUGGACUUUGAGGACAACCACCAAUUUGCCAAGUACAGAUCAUUCAAGAUGGCAGGAGAGGCAGAGGAGUACAAGCUGGUCCUGGGGUCCUUUGUGGGAGGCAGUGCAGGCGAUUCUCUGACGUACCACCACAGCCACUCCUUCUCCACCAAAGACCAGGACAAUGAUGUGGAUGCUAGAAAUUGUGCUGCGCUGUACCAAGGAGCCUGGUGGUACAAAACUUGUCACUUGUCAAAUCUGAAUGGUCGCUACCUUGGGGGGAACCAUGAAAGCUUCGCCAAUGGCAUCAACUGGAAGUCAGGGAAGGGGUACCACUACAGCUACAAGACAUCAGAGAUGAAGCUGCGGCCCACCUAG
Messenger RNA from Trichechus manatus latirostris (Florida manatee), 960 nucleotides. RefSeq names its product ficolin-2. Gene Ontology annotation, biological process: complement activation, lectin pathway. The transcript is spliced from 9 exons. The record is from RefSeq and is a predicted model, not a curated record. Bases 1 to 960 code for a protein of 319 amino acids. Lineage: Eukaryota; Metazoa; Chordata; Mammalia; Sirenia; Trichechidae. Gene Ontology annotation, molecular function: carbohydrate derivative binding; signaling receptor binding; antigen binding.